Tripterygium wilfordii is the source of this 1887-nucleotide messenger RNA. Its product is annotated as 4-coumarate--CoA ligase-like 5. Gene Ontology annotation, molecular function: CoA-ligase activity. Gene Ontology annotation, cellular component: peroxisome. Lineage: Eukaryota; Viridiplantae; Streptophyta; Magnoliopsida; Celastrales; Celastraceae. The record is from RefSeq and is a predicted model, not a curated record. The transcript has 5 exons. Bases 51 to 1694 code for a protein of 547 amino acids.
AAGGGAACGAUGACUUAGUGAAGCAGCACAAACAGAACCUGUGAGAACCAAUGGCGCAAACGAUCGAUCCAAGGAGCGGCUUCUGCAAAUCAAACUCCGUCUUCUACAGCAAACGCAAGCCAAUUCCACUCCCGCCGAACCAGUCUCUAGACGUCACCACUUUCAUCGCGUCUAGGGCCCACCAUGGCAGAACCGCCUUCAUCGAUGCUGCCACCGGCAGCAAACUCAGCUUCGCUGAACUAUGGAGAGCUGUGGAGUCCGUCGCGUCGUGUCUGGCCGAGAUGGGCGUACGCAAGGGCCACGUCAUUCUGCUACUCUCUCCGAACUCCAUCUUCUUCCCUGUUGUUUGUCUUGCAGUCAUGUCCCUCGGUGCCAUCAUCACAACUACUAAUCCACUCAACACGCCGCGCGAAAUCUCCAAGCAGAUCUCCGAUUCGAAAGCGUCACUCGCCUUCACGACUCUGGAACUCGUCCCCAAGCUCGCCGCGGCUUCUUCUCUUCCGAUCAUCCUCAUCGACGGGACGAGCAGCCAAUCGACUUCUAAUGUAAAAAUAGUGAAUAAUUUGAGUGAGAUGAUGAAGAAGGAGCCCAGUGGAAGCCGAGUCAAGGACCGAGUCAACCAGGACGACACGGCCACUCUGCUUUACUCUUCUGGAACAACCGGUGCAAGCAAAGGCGUUGUGUCUUCUCAUCGUAAUCUAAUCGCUAUGGUACAGACCGUUCUGAGUAGAUUCAAUCUCGAAGACGGAGAACAAACGUUUAUUUGCACAGUUCCUAUGUUCCACAUCUACGGCUUAGUAGCAUUUGCUACUGGCCUUCUGGCAUCAGGAUCGACGAUUGUCGUGCUUUCCAAAUUCGAGAUGCACGAGAUGCUAUCUUCGAUCCAGAAGUACAGAGCGACAUAUCUCCCUUUGGUGCCGCCGAUACUGGUGGCGCUAAUCAACGGCGCCAAUCAGGUGAAGGCUAAGUACGAUUUAAGUUCGCUGAACUGGGUCUUAUCGGGCGGAGCACCAUUGAGCAAGGAGGUUAUAGAGGGGUUUGUGGAGCAGUAUCCAACGGUGACGAUUCUACAGGGAUACGGAUUGACGGAAUCAACAGGGGUCGGAGCAUCAACGGACUCGCUGGAGGAGAGCCGGCGGUACGGUACGGCUGGGAUGUUGUCAACGUCUAUGGAGGCGAAGAUAGUGGACCCGGAGAGUGGUAAGGCUUUACCAGUGAAUCGGACAGGCGAGCUUUGGCUCGGAGGUCCCACCAUUAUGAAAGGUUAUUUUAGUAACGUAGAAGCUACUGCAUCUACCCUCGAUUCACAGGGAUGGUUAAGAACUGGAGAUCUCUGCUACAUUGAUGAUGAUGGCUUCAUUUUUGUGGUUGAUAGGUUAAAGGAGCUUAUUAAGUACAAGGGAUAUCAGGUCCCUCCUGCCGAACUUGAGGCCUUGUUACUCACUCAUCCAGAAAUUUCUGAUGCUGCUGUAAUACCAUUUCCUGAUAGGGAAGUUGGGCAAUAUCCCAUGGCAUACGUGGUAAGAAAAUCCGGGAGUAAUUUGACGGACAGCGCAAUCAUGGAUUUUGUAGCAAGACAGGUUGCCCCGUACAAGAGAAUUCGGAGAGUUGCAUUUAUAACAUCAAUACCUAAGAAUGCAUCCGGCAAGAUCCUCAGGAAGGAUCUGAUACAGCUUGCAACCUCCAAACUCUGAAUAAGAACUAUCCCAGAAGCAUGUACGUUAACUCAGUAUUCCUUGUAUUAUAUGCCCAUAGGCCAUAACUCUUCUUUUCUUGCCUACUUUAUCUUGGAUUUAGACUCUUAACUUCCUUGUUUGAGAUGGUUAUUAUGCGAAUGUUAUAACGCUAUAGGACGCCUUGGUCUAUAUAAUUUUUUUUCUUUUCCAA